GCCUGUGUCAGUCAAUGGGAGGGGUGCACCGCUAAUUUCUAUAUGCCUGUAUGACAAUUUAAGAGCCAGAUUGCGUUCUCGUGCGUCGCUGUUCAGCAGCAGCAAGCCUCACUGGACGUCAUCAACCUCGGUCCUGGAUUUGUUACUCAGAUGAGACGCUCGAGACGUGCGUCUACCUGCCUAUACACUGAACCUUUGGACAUCGCUGCCACUUAAAGCGCAUCCGCACACUUCAGUCUCGUGGUCUUUUUUGCUUCUGAAGUGAGCUGCGGUGUGUUAAGUCAGCGCGCCCGAGGGAAGGCACAUCACAAAAAAACUUUAAGGAAGACUUUUGCAACUUUGUAGUGUGCAUCGCCGUGAGUUCAUGUGGUUGGUCAUCUGACAGAAGCGGACUAUUUCUCUGGGGGAACUUAAUUGAAAGCUUUUAUUUUUUAUUUUUAAAAACAUGUUCAGCAAGUGCUCCGUUGUGUUAUUGAAUGUCCUUUUUCUGGUGCGGGCGCUCUCGGCUCACGAGUGCACGCCGUGUAAUCUCCGCACUUGUCCCGUCAAAGCGCUACACAGCUGCGAGGGUGGCCGGACCCCGGCCAGGGAUCCGUGCGGAUGCUGUGACCAGUGUGCCCGGCUGGAGUGGGAAACCUGCGGCGGACAGGACUGGGCGCACGGCUACUGCGCCUUGGGGCUGACCUGCGCCUCUGUUAACAAAACAGGAGCAGCCGCAAUCCCUGAAACUGGAGUAUGUAAAGCGCUCCCUAAGCAUCCAGAGGCAGGCCUGGAGGACGAGCGCUGUCCCCUGAUGACAGGCUGCGAAAGAGCCGGAGGUCAGUGUGUGUGCGAUGCCCGUCACUCUUGCUUGGGCUCUUUCCACUACCCGGACCAGGAAACGUGCAUGAAGGCCAGCAAGUCAGAGGGUCGAAGGCACGAGCACCGGGAAAGACACAGAGAGAAGUAUGUGGGACCAUCCAACCCGGCCUGCAUGUUCUCUGGGUGUAACCUGACCACCGAGGGCUGUGUGUGUGAGUCCCAGAGCUGCCAUCACCACUUCGCCUACAUCAACCGCAGCCAGUGCCAGGAAGCUGCAGAGGAGCUGAGGUGUGCCGGGGUGAUGUGUCCUGCUCUGUCAGUGCCCUCCUGCCCUAAGGGUUCAGUCCUGACCAAGAGUUACACGCCCCCUGCUGGUUGCUGCCCCUCCAUACUGCCCCAGUGCACUUGCGACCUCCGUGCCUGCCACAAGCUCCAGUGCCCGAGCGGACAGCGCGCCGUGCCGCUCCGCCAGGCCAGCGGCCAGCCAGGAGACUGCUGUGAUGUCUUCGAGUGCCAGAAAGUCUCUCCCAAGUGUGUCCACAAUGGGAAGGAGUUUUCUGAGGGACAGGUGUAUCGCAUGGACCCCUGCUGGCUGUGUCAGUGCCGGGGAGGAAUCUCCUUCUGCUCCAAGGCAGAGUGCGCUGAGCUGAACUGUGAAAACUUCUACAUUCCUGAGGGCGAGUGUUGCCCUGUCUGCAUAGAUGUGGAGUUACUGUCGAUGGACAGCACAAAGGCCAGUUGCUGGGUGAAUAACAAGCUGCGGCCCCACGAGGAGCAGUGGAAAGAGGACGACUGCACCUUCUGCCAGUGUGUGGAUGGAGAACCACACUGCACAGCCAUGGCCUGCAAACAGAGCUGCCAAUACCCUGUGAAGAUCCCCGGAGAGUGCUGUCCCUUCUGUGAAGAGCCUUCUUAUGAAACAGUUAGCCCCCUGGUAUGCCCUCCCCUGGAAAACUGCUCCCUGUCAGGGAAUGACUGCCCCUACGGCUUUCAACCAGACAUAAAUGGAUGUCUGCUCUGCCAGUGCCUCAACAAUGACUCCUGCCCUGACCUGGGAAAAUACUGUUCCCUCCAAUGCCCAGUGGGAUACAAGACAGAUGAUUUCGGCUGUGAGGUGUGUGAAUGCAGCACUCCCGUGUCCAAGUGCCGCCCCUUGACCUGCACUAAGACCUGCCCCUAUGGAUAUGUGAGGAACAAGCAUGGCUGUGAGAUGUGUCGCUGUAUCAAGUGUCCUCCCUUCACCUGUGACAAGCACUGCAACGACGGCUAUAGACAGAACAGGAAGGGCUGCUCCAUCUGCAUGUGUAAAGAAAGUGGCCGCGUCCCAAGCACCACUGCCCCUGCCCCGAUUCCCCGCUACUGCCUCACCUCCAACGGGCACCGAUACGAGGAAGGCGACGGCUGGCACGACGGUUGUCGUGACUGCUACUGCCACUCCGGACGGGAGAUGUGCGUGCUCAUAUCCUGCCCCGUGCCCAGCUGUUCUCAUCCAGUUGUGAGGCCUGACCAGUGUUGUCCUACCUGUGAGGAUGAGUCAGGCAGCGGUCAGCUAGAGGGGAUGGACAUGGUGGUGUGCAGAGCACCUGGGGGUGAAUUCUAUGUGGAGGGAGAAACCUGGAACCUGGACGAGUGCACACGGUGCACCUGCAGGAAGGGACGUGUCCUGUGCGACACCGAAGUGUGUCCCCCGGCUCUCUGCCAGACACCGAUCAGGAACAAGGACACCUGUUGUCACGUAUGCCCAGAGGAGACGCUGAGCCCCUUGCUGCCAGUGAACAACAGCCAGCAGGAGUACUGCAUAACCAGCGAUGGAGACGUGCUGCUGUCUGGGGACUCCUGGAAGGCCAACGCCUGCACCAGCUGCACCUGCAACAACGGCACCAUUCAGUGUUUCUCUCAGCGCUGUCUGGCUGCCAACUGCAGGGUGCCCGUCUUACGCAAGGGCCAGUGCUGCCCACACUGUCUCGAAAUUACAACGCCGGUGACGGUGUCUACCAACGCCCCCAAGACAACAGCUGCCAUUACAGUGAAGAGUGCGGUGUGGAUCACCACUGUCACUGUACCGCCCAUCACUGCUGAUACAGAUGAGCGAGGUUUGGGUGAGAAUUACCCCAGCCAAACGGAGAUGGCCGUCAUCUACCAAUCAGCCGCCUGGAUCCUGGCAGGUCUCCUCCUGGCCAUCAUCAUCUUCAUCGCUGUGGCGUUACUCAUCAACAAGAAAAAGAAGUGGGUGCAGAUGUCCUGCUACAGUGCACCAAAGAAGACGGUGAUCCUAAAGAAGCACGUCAACAAGAACUCAGUGGUCUACAUGGAGCCCUCCAAGGAGAACAAAUUUCAGAAUGUGAAGAACGAGUGCGGCAUCAUCCAUUUCUCUCCAGGAAUGAGCUCCUCGUGUGCGGACAAGAUGACCAUCCCCAGGGCCAAGCUGAGCAUGGGCAACAACUGGACGGCGCGCUAAAGAAAGAAAAAAAAAACGCAGCUCAGACUCUGCAGAUCAGAGCUGUCCGCCACCUCCCACUCUCUCUUACUGCUGUAUCCAUGGUGACUGGUGCACACACACACACACCUUGGACGUCGCUGCCUUGUUCCCACCCUUCUUGUCUGUGUGAACCUGAGGAUGCUCUGCAAGAGACAAAGCAUGCGACUUCCAUUUCUUUUAAUACAUGUCCAUAUUCUUUCUUUUUGGUGGAGCGAGACGAUGGGAGGUGUACGGACGGGUGGACAUAUAAAGGACACAGCCACUCCGUUGCUCUGCUUUAAAAUAUAGAGGGAGGCAGCCAAAGAGGCUCCUCUGUAUGAAUCAGAAUUUGACUGUGAACAUUGUAAUAUUAUUGCUUGUCAUAGCCUCCUUUGAAACUGGAACUUUGAGGCAAUAAGAGGAGCAUAAAAAGCUUUAGGACAGGGGUUUGGGCCGUAGUUAAAAGGGGGCGUAGAGGAUGCGGCCCUCCCCCUGAGUUCAGCAGUGCUUCGUGGAUGUAAUCAUUUUCAUUAGCAGGGAGGCCAAAGGAACUGAUAAUCCAGUUGGAUCAAAUUGGGUUCAGCAGCCAAAUCAAGUCAACAGGCUUUAUACAGACCCCCAGAUCCAACCCCCUCUUUAGAAUGUGUGGUUUCCGUCUUAGUUUUUGUAUAUUUCCAAGGUAUUUGUACUAGUUGUAGUGUUGUUCUUGGCCACCUCUCGUUUUUAUAAUGGGUGUCUCCGCGGGGUCAGAUUGAAACAUUGUGAAAUUACCAAGUCUAAACAUUCCCGCGAUCAAUAUUCAGGAAGGACACGCUUCCCAAAUAAUAGCCUCGUUUCUACCUUCAAAUGAGCCGAGUCGUUCCAUUUACUAAACUCCUUGUCCGCAAUACAGUAGCCAAUCGGCUUCAUCUUUCCCCUCAGCCUCAUCCGACCUGGGCUCUUCCAGAAGGACUCAGUCGUACUUCAUUACAAAAAAAAGCACAGAGUUUAAGUGGAGUGAUGUUCAUCCAUUUUAUUUACUGCAGCGUGGUGCCAGACGCUUCAUCUGGGCCCAUGAGGAAUGCGAUACCAUGCCUCCCUUCAUAACUUCAUGCACAGCUGUGUGUGUGGAGCUACUGUUCACACUGAAUGUUAGAGAUAGUUAAUACUGAUUCAUUUUAAAGCCUUAAUUCUAUAGCCUUAAUGCAUAUCUUGUUAUCAUUCAAUAUCUGUGUUCGCCCCUAUCAAGGAAUCUAAAAGCAGUAAUAUAUUCACCCAAUAUUAAGAUGCAUAGAUAUUGUUGUCCAGCGUGACUGAUAGUUCUCAUCAACCCUUCACAUAAACAUGAAUUAUGUGCCGUGGAAGAGUGUAUGGGGAGCUCGCUAGUAACUGUACACACUGAUACACGUUACAGAGCAUUUUAAAGAGACGUAGCACUUUUCUUUGGAGCCAGUGUGUUUUUUUUUGUUUUUUUAUAGAGAGCUCCCUGCAGGAUUCUUGUGGGGAUAAAGUCCCUAAUCAGGGAUUUGAUAGGCAUAUUAAGCCCACGGAGAUGUUAAACCACUCAAGUGAACACGCUGUUGCAGCUAAAGGCUCCACACCGAUCUGAUGAGUACAGGGAAGGAGAGAAUCUGAGGAGCGUUACGAAACAAACUGGGGUUUCAUCGGAAAAAGGUUUUGGAUCAGAGUUCUCAAUCCAUUGCCAACUUUCUCAAUACAAAGACAUUUCCCGUUGCCAAAAUUGGUUGGAGACCAAUUUAUAUUGAAGUGUUUCAGUAACUCAGUAGAUUUGUGUCUGUUUGAAUCAUGACCAUGUGCUUUAAAAUGAAGAGGCGACUGUCAAAGCUUAGCAAUUCUUUUUUUUUUCUUCUGAUAAAAAAAAAAAAAAAAAAAAAAAAAAAAGUAGUUUAAAUUAG
Molecule: messenger RNA, 5154 nt
Organism: Anarrhichthys ocellatus (wolf-eel)
Lineage: Eukaryota; Metazoa; Chordata; Actinopteri; Perciformes; Anarhichadidae
Product: cysteine rich transmembrane BMP regulator 1 (chordin-like)
Exons: 15
Coding region: 446-3259 (937 amino acids)
Cellular component (GO): plasma membrane; extracellular region
Molecular function (GO): serine-type endopeptidase inhibitor activity; protein binding
Source: RefSeq, a predicted model, not a curated record